Molecule: messenger RNA, 1674 nt
Organism: Huiozyma naganishii CBS 8797
Lineage: Eukaryota; Fungi; Ascomycota; Saccharomycetes; Saccharomycetales; Saccharomycetaceae
Product: bifunctional nucleoside/nucleotide kinase/histidine phosphatase family protein
Exons: 1
Coding region: 1-1674 (557 amino acids)
Biological process (GO): fructose 2,6-bisphosphate metabolic process; fructose metabolic process
Cellular component (GO): cytosol
Molecular function (GO): ATP binding; 6-phosphofructo-2-kinase activity
Source: RefSeq, a predicted model, not a curated record
AUGUUCAGUAAACAUAGGGGGAAGCUACCCACGACAUCAACACAUCGACACAUGGGAGAUACUGAGAGGACAGGACUACCCGAGUUUCAGAAGCGUCCCCUGGGGGACACCCCCGUGGAUACGCGGGUAGUGUCACCACAGGAAGGUUCGCCGCCCCCCAAACCGCCCCGAUGGGCCCCCAACCGGCCGCACUCGACACUCAGCGUCCCCGGAUGGACUGCCUCGCGGGACUCCCCCGACGGGUUGAUCUCGAGGGGCGACUCCGGAUCGAAGUUGCUCGUUGUGAUGGUGGGACUCCCCGCGAUGGGCAAGUCCUUUAUCACCGGGAAGCUUGCGCGGUUCUUGAACUACUCCAUGUACGCGUGUGAGGAGUUCCAUAUCGCUGACACGCGGCGUCGCUGGUGGCACUCGCAUGCGACGGGCUCCAUUGCGCCCUGUUUCUUUGACGAGCGGGACCCAAGGGCACAGUCCCUACGGGACGAGUGGGCAUUGGACACAUUGGACAGGGCACUGGAGUACUUGCUCGAAGGGGAUGGGUCUGUCGCGGUUGUGAACGGUACCAAUAUUACUGCGCGGCGGCGUGCGUUGUUGAUGGCUAGGGUGAGGUCGCGGUCCCGUGUAUUGGAUGUGAUGUUUUUGGAGUCCAUUUGCUCUGAUGAGGCUGUCAUUGAGAGGAAUGUACAAUUGAAGGCGUCGAGUGCCGAUUACCGUGGUUGGAAAGAUAGUAAACUUGCCGUGGAAGAUUUCCGUGCUCGUCUAGCACACUACCGUAGAGAUUACGAACCCUUGGAGGACAAUGAGAGGUUACAGUACGUGAAGAUGAUUGAUGUUGGGAAGAAAGUGAUCGCCAAUGGAGUACGUGGGUACUUGGCGUCUCUAGCCGUUUACUACCUGCUGAACUUCAAUUUGGCGACACGACAAGUGUGGGUGACACGGAACGGUGAGUCUGAGGAUAACGUUGCAGGGCGAGUCGGUGGUGAUUCACACUUGACCGUGAGGGGCCAACGGUACGCUCGAGCACUACACAAGUUCAUUGACACACAGCGAUCGAUUCAAGAACAAGAACAGAGAGAUAACCGUGAAUUCUUCGUAUGGACCAGCAUGUUACAACGAGCAAUUGAGACCAGCCACGAUUUCGAAAACAGCGAGUACCCACUCAAGCAGAUGCGAAUGCUCGAUGAGAUCAAUGCGGGGGAUUUCGAUGGCCUGACAAACGCCCAGAUUGAACAGAUUGCCCCACGGGAGUAUAAACUCCGCCAGUGUGACAAAUUACGAUACAGGUACCCGGGCACCGGUGGAGAAUCCUACUUGGACGUGAUCAACCGCGUACGGCCCGUGAUCACAGAGAUCGAGAGAUUGGAGGACAGUGUGCUUCUAAUCACACACCGGGUAGUCGCACGUGUACUCCUCGGUUACUUCAUGAGCCUGAAAUUCGAUGCAGUGACACAACUCGAUGUACCGCUGCACUGCGUCUACAAACUGGAUUUACUGCCCUACGGCAUCAAGUGGACACUGUACGAGUACGACGAGGUGAAGGACACCUUCCGUGAGCUACCCACUUGCCAAAUGAAUGUAUCCAGAAUGGAACAAAUGGGCGGUAGCACACGCCGGUUCUCAAUGGUCCCCACUGCACCAAGCACACCGACGACUGCCAGUACAGCGAGUACCCACUAA